Messenger RNA from Marchantia polymorpha subsp. ruderalis, 3152 nucleotides. The record is from the annotation of a GenBank genome assembly. NCBI's taxonomy places the organism in Eukaryota, Viridiplantae, Streptophyta, Marchantiopsida, Marchantiales, Marchantiaceae.
GGCAGGAAUACAAUGAUUGUUAUUUAGAAAAUUUUGUGUACAAAAAAUUUUGUAACUCAAAAGUGCAGUUUAGUAUACACAUGUUACUCUUUGUUUAGCCAUCCACUUAUAAAGGUUCAAGUGGAUGGCUCCUAUGCUAUCUCAAAGUGGAUAUGCAACUAGAGAUUCAACAUCUUAGAUUCCUUCAUCUUCACUAAACCUAAAUGCUCAUGUGAAGAGAUGCUAUUCCGAUUUCUGAGUCGUAGCCUAAACUAAUACAAGAUUAAGGCCAGCCCUCUGUUUCCUGCCGAAGUGUGGUGGAUUAGCCACAUGGAAGUUUAGGCAACUCCGAGAGUUAUUGCUGAGCUCAAUGAUUUUAGAUUUCUGCUGAGUUGCGAGUAACAUCUCUCGUAGUUGUUGUGAAGAUGAAGUCUAAAACCUUGCACUUGACAUGGACAAUUUGUGAACCUCUGCGUGACUUGGAUUCAAGUCAUCGGGAACACAUCCCCAUAAUCUAUGACACUCUGACAUCUCGGUGCAAUGAGAGUUUCGGCUCUGAGGACCCUUCCCGAUGGUUACAUUGAACCUACCCAGAGAGGUCCCGGACAUCUACUGCAUCUGUAUUUCGUCUUUGAAAUUUGAGAUUUGUUGACCAGGUCCGAGUGCCUUCUCUACAUCAAGGUUCUAUAUAAACGUGGAAAGACACCUUUCGAUAUUACCCAAGUUUUGAUAGUGAGCAAUAGGCUUCAAGCCUCUUGCUUCGAAUGCUAAUCUCUGACAAUCCACGUGAACGGCUCAUUGUCCUCUACAAGAAGAUGAGAUUAGUUUCACACGCUCUGCACUUUUGGUCUCACCGUUGUCGGUUAUCGCUCAUUGGAGCUCUCUGCUGUGGUCAGGACCAAGGUUUACCAUCCACACGUUAUACACUCUCUGACCAGGAACGAAUACGAGGAAAUGCUAAGACCAGGAAAUGCUUGUACGCGUAUGUUUGUUGGGCCAUUGAUAGAUUUUUGUGCAAGUACGAUUAUUCCCUGGCCAACGAUAUGGAAUGCAAAAUAGCAAAUACCCUCUCUUGGGUUGAAUCAGUUAAGUACUAUUACUUUGCUGAUGCCUGAAGCACAUCAGCUCUGGCAAAGGCAAUCUUUAUCAGCACAAAGAAGGGUCAGCUUCUCAGUACCAUUGCCAGGAGUUUGACAAACGGUUCGGCGGUCUCUUUACCAGUAUGGAUUACCACAACAGAGCUGACGUGCAAAGUUAUUCAAAUUGAAUGAUUUCGGACUUCUAUCUGGAGACAUUGCAGCUCUGUUCUAUCCUGAAAGACACACACCGAAUAGUUCAAACAAACAAGCAAAUAUCACUCCACCUUCCGACACAGUACUGUUAAUUUCUCGUCACAACUUCUAGUGAUGUGACACAAACCAGGUUCGGGCUUUGCGGAUAGUAUCGUGUUACUAUCCAAGCUCUGUAUAAAAUUCAUGAUUUCAGAUGCAUAGUUCAAACGCCUCCCAGCACAACCGGUCAACUUCUACACAUGACCACAUGAAGAUUGUUAAAUUCAAAGGUUUAGUAGCUGAGCUUCUCUCGCACAACAGAUGGCAAGUUCCCUCUUUCACGUUCAUCUGGAACAGAUGACAGAAACAUUUCAUGCGUGUUCCGUUAGCUGUGACGACUCUGCAUGACGUGAAGCGAGGUAUUGAAACUUGGCCAUCCUAUGCAUUACUGGAUCUUAUAAUGCCUACAUUGCCAUCUAUCCAGACUAGCUUUUGGCCUCCGCCCCUGAACUAGCAAAACGUGCACUGCACGUAGACUUUAAACGUGGGAAAGUGCAUAAUUGUGUCGCAAUCUGGACGAUUCAUAAUCAAAGUUAAGUUUGGUACAUGAAGCAGAACAGCAUGCUCGACAAUAAAGAACCUCGAUAAUCUGCAGGAGCAAUGUACACCUUGCGAGCGCCCUCGUGCAGUCUGAACUGGCGUCAACAUUCGUUCCAGACAACCGAACACUCGCCAAACCGACUGAACUUAAGAAUCACUUUCCAGUCAAUCGAGUUAGGAGAAUUUUCCGCACACCCGGCCAGGAAUGAGACACAGUGGGUGAAUUGGGAGCGGAUUGUAAGGGUUAUUAACAUCACCAAGCCAAUCCAAAAGCAAAAAAGAAACAACAGUCGCGGAGUCUGGAAGAGCAACACGUCUUGAUCAUCCUGGAUGAUAGGACUGCAGUAAGGAUUAUCUUAUACGUCGUCAUACCAUCCGGGGUGAUCGAAGCGCAUUGAUGUCCUAGAGAGUGGGGAGAACGCGCGCGGGAGUCCAGCGCCUGCCCCACAAUGCCGUCUCCAGUGAUGCGCCACACGGUCGCAAAGAGGGAGGAAGGGAGAGCGACAGAGCUCACAAUGGAUAGCGUAAACUCCACAGCCAGGAACAAGUACCCGUGCCCCACACGAGCCUGACGGAAAAGCAGACGCUAUCCCUCCUGAGCUUUGUCGCUCUGACCAACCUGAGAGGCCUCGGCAUCGUUAUGUACAAUAUUGGCCCAGAAGGCGAGAGUGUGCCCUUCACAAAAGUGGAGCAGGAGAAUCCUAUCAACAACAUCGGUAGAUCGUCCACUGUGCCACCGAACCCUGAUGGCAGCCUGUAGAAGGCCUCGAGGCGAAGAUUUCCAGCAACGUGAGAGAAAAGAAAGCCAGAUCCGAAAGACGACGGGAAAGUUCUCGCAAAAGGACGCGCAGCAAGCCAAGGGAGGAGAAAGACCGAACGUGGCCGAGGUCCCGGCCGGAACUGGAGAUGGGCGUACCGGGCGCUCGAGAAAUCGCUGCACGCAGCAGGAAGCAAUUCACGACGGGGAGGCUGACAUGAGGGAGUAAGCAAGUGCUCAGCGGACGACUCAUGGCGGAUGCGAGAGCCGUGCUCGACGCCCCGAGAGAGCUGUGACGAUAGGACCAAUGUUCAAUUGGCAGCUCGAGCAAAGGCGACUUCCAACACCACCACCACCACCGACCGAACUCACCGAGGCCUAAUCGCCUGUCCGAGUAGCCCCGCAAGGCAAUGCCGCGAGGCCGACGAUGGAUCAUCUCGCCUUUGCAAGAGCUGACAGAUGAAAACUGGAGAUCCAAGCUCUGCGCACGUCGUCGAUCUCCAUUGCGCUUUCGCCAUUCCGCCUGCUGACAGAGGGGAACUAGU